Procambarus clarkii (red swamp crayfish) is the source of this 1065-nucleotide messenger RNA. RefSeq lists its product as uncharacterized. Lineage: Eukaryota; Metazoa; Arthropoda; Malacostraca; Decapoda; Cambaridae. The record is from RefSeq and is a predicted model, not a curated record.
AUGCUCCUCCACCCUCAUGCUCCUCCACCCUCAUGCUCCUCCACCCUCAUGCUCCUCCACCCUCAUGCUCCUCCACCCUCAUGCUCCUCCACCCUCAUGCUCCUCCACCCUCAUGCUCCUCCACCCCUCAUGCUCCUCCACCCUCAUGCUCCACCACCCCGCAUGUUCCUCCACCCUUAUGCUCCUCCACCCUCAUGCUCCUCCACCCCUCACGUUUCUCCACCCCUCAUGUUCCUCCACCCCCUCAUGUUCCUCCACCCCCUCAUGUUCCUCCACCCCUCAUGCUCCUUCACCCCUCAUGCUCCUCCACCCUCAUGCUCCUCCACCCUCAAGCUCCUCCACCCUCAUGCUCCUCCACCCUCAUGCUCCUCCACCCCUCAUGCUCCUCCACCCCCUCAUGUUCCUCCACACCCUCAUGCUCCUCCACCCCUCAUGCUCCUUCACCCCACAUGCUCCUUUACCCCUCAUGCUCCUCCACCCUCAUGCUCCUCCACCCUCAUGCUCCUCCACCCUCAUGCUCCUCCACCCUCAUGUUCCUCCACCCUCAUGCUCCUCCACCCUCAUGCUCCUCCACCCUCAUGCUCCUCCACCCCUCAUGCUCCUCCACCCCCUCAUGUUCCUCCACACCCUCAUGCUCCUCCACCCCUCAUGCUCCUUCACCCCACAUGCUCCUUUACCCCUCAUGCUCCUCCACCCUCAUGCUCCUCCACCCUCAUGCUCCUCCACCCUCAUGCUCCUCCACCCUCAUGUUCCUCCACCCUCAUGCUCCUCCACCCUCAUGCUCCUCCACCCCUCAUGCUCCUCCACCCCUCACGCUCCUCCACCCCUCAUGUUCCUCCACCCUCACGCUCCUCCACCCUCACGCUCCUCCACCCUCAUGCUCCUCCACCCUCAUGCUCCUCCACCCUCAUGCUCCUCCACCCUCAUGCUCCUCCACCCUCACGCUCCUCCACCCUCACGCUCCUCCACCCUCAUGCUCCUCCACCCUCACGCUCCUCCACCCUCACGCUCCUCCACCCUCAUGCUCCUCCACCCUCACGCUCCUCCACCCUCACGCUCCGUUGA